AUGACCAGCAACCCCAGUACGACAAUGUUCCGCGGCCUCCCCGUUAUCCCGGAUGAAACAUACAGCACGCAUGCGCCGCGCAGGAUUUCUAAAUUAUUUCUUGCUGCCGAAGUAGAAGAAGGUGCAGGCAUGCGUGUGCGACGUGGAAUCGGACUAGGAAAGUUGCGUCAUCUGAGCCCAUUCGUCAUGCUAGACCACUUCAAUAGCACUUUUGGUAACGACAUGGACGCAGGCGCCCCUGACCACCCCCACCGUGGACAAGAAACAAUAUCGUACAUCAUCCAAGGCGGCGUCGACCACGAAGACUUCGCCGGUAACCGAGGGACGCUCGAAGCUGGCGAUCUGCAAUUCAUGACCGCAGGCCGUGGAAUCAUGCACUCGGAAAUACCACGGAACACUGCUGAUGGUGAACCAAACGUCGGCAUGCAACUCUGGGUCGACCUUCCCAAGGAGCUAAAGUACUGCGAACCAAGGUAUCGCGAUCUGAGAGCAAAAGAUAUUCCCCAAGCAACAAGUGAAGACGACGGUAGAGUUCACGUAAAAGUGAUUAGUGGCCAGGCGUUUGGAGUUGAGAGUGCCAAGGAACUCUCAUAUACGCCGGUUUGGUACUUGCAUUUUACUGUGCAGCCAGGUGGGCGCUUCAAACAAUCCCUGCCACGGGGUUGGAACGCUUUCUGCUAUGUCCUUGAGGGCAGUAUCGCAGUGUCUGAUGGCGACAACAGCGGAGGCUUGCCGGCGCGGUCGGUUGACCAGUUCCACAUGGUCGUUUUUGAACAGGAGGGCGAUUCUGUCGAUGUUAGUGUCAAGGAUAAUGCGGACCAGGCAGCUAGUUUUAUCCUAGUUGCUGGUCUGCCACUUGAGCAGCCUAUUGUUCAGUAUGGCCCGUUUGUUGUUACGAGUAGGGAGGAGGUGGCACAAGCUAUCGCGGACUUUCGAACGGGGAAGAACGGGUUUGAGAGAGCGGUCAAUUGGAUGCAGGAUAUCAUAUCGUUCCGUGGCCUGGACUCGUUGAAGACGAGCAGCGAGAAUUCCAACGAGAUGGCGCGGCUGGCCGACAUCGAUAGCAAGAAUAUGGUGGAACUGACAACGAAGUUGCAAAGGGAUGCCUCGACAUUAAAAAAGGUGACCUGGUUGACAUCCAUCUAUCUUCCAGCAUCCUUCGUUUCGCAAUUCCUCAGCAUGGGGUACCUGACGGUGAAUUCCAAGGCUAGUCCAGCCUCACUAAGAUUCGCCUCGGAGAUGUGGAUAUUUGUUGUACUUACGCUCCUUCUUCUCGCCUUGACAUUUGGGGGCUGGCUAUUGCUUGACGGAACCGGUAAGAAGAUGUGGUGGCGCACUCACCAGAACCGAGUGCAUAGGAGGGUCACCGCAAGCAAUACAUUUGCCUGGAGGCGAUCAGUUGCCUUGUUGGUAACCCACGCAACGAAGUUCUCUCGUGACGAUCUGGAGGCAUACACGGGCGACAUGAAGCGCGACCAGAGCCGCUUCGAUCUUUUUGCAAGAAGGUUUGCAAGCAAUUUGCCAAAAUUCGCUGUUCCACACAUGGAAACAAAGAAUUUCCGCCAGUACCAUGCAGGCGUUGUACUACCAUUCAUCGGCGAGGAAGUAAUAGGGUUGAGAGAAGAUGAGGCUGGACAUUGGACUUCCGAGGGUGCGAACAGUAAAGUGUACGCCUUCAAAAUUCAUCGGGAGUAUUGCAAAUUCCGAGUGAGUAGCGAUGUCAUCCAAUUUAUGAUUGAAGCUUAUUGGGAUCAGGAUGUCAACCCCAGGCUUGAGCUCGUGAGGAAACAGAUAACAACACCGAGACCGCAAGCGUUCCUCGAACAAUCCAAUAUCGAACACGUUCAGCGGUUCAACGAUGGCCACAUUGUCAAGCUCAUUAAAGCUUACGGCCAUGGCCCAACGAUAAACCUCAUUUUCCCGAAAGCCUGGACGAACCUAGAUCAUUUGCUUCGCGACCACGUUUUCGGCUACGGCUACAAGAGGGAUGCGAUGUUAGAAAAGGCGAAUUCAUGGAGACAACUGCUUGGAAUUGCCAAGGCUCUCAAGAAGAUUCAUGGGUUCGCGGAUGGCGCCGAUAGCAGGGAAAAUACUGAUAACACCGAAAGAUUGUGCAUCCACUUCGAUCUCAAACCGGACGAUAUUCUCGUUGAGUCGGAAGAUGGCAACUGGAUCAUCACAGACUUCGGCCAAGCUGCGCUCACGCAGCGGCGAAGAGGAAAGACAACUCCCAGCGUGGAUGGCCAUUUUGGGACUGAUGCUUACGCUCCGCCCGAGAUCGAAGACUUGAAUAUGCACUUCGGCCGAGCAUAUGACAUAUGGUCGCUCGGGUGCAUAGUCCUUGAGGUGACCGCAUUCAUGGUACUUGGAUACGCUGGCUUGGUUGGAUCAAAUGACCAAUCAUAUAGGUUCUUUGGGCUGGACCAAGCGCGCCGUACGAUGCCUUCGUGGUCAAGAUACCAAGAUGAGAGGUUUUUCUGCCAGGAGACAGCAAAUGGGGACUAUGUAGUCAAGAAAGCGAUUCGAGACUUCAUCACGGGUCUCGAACAGUGGCAUGCAACAUCAACGAACAGCAGCGAAAAGAGCACAGCGUUUCUGAGAAGCAUCCUUGAUCUUGUUGAUCACAUGCUGAAGCCCAAUGCCAAGGAGAGACCAGACAUUUCCUGGGUUGUUCAGACGUUGUCCAGCGCUAUGAGCCAAGCACAAGCUGUUGCAAGGAUGCCUGGUUCGCAUGGGACAGUUAGAGAAGCAGAUGGGACAUUCCUUGGUAGCUCAGCGAUCAACAACAUAGAGGUUUUGCACUGGUCCGCUGCUGACAAUGAAUGGGAUAACUCCCGUCUCGAUGUGAUCGAAAAUGAGGCAGGAUACAUGCAACUCUAUUGCAGAGUACCAAGCCGCGGGGCCGUCAAUCUUUCCUUCCGGCGUAGCGAAGUCAAAAUUCUCCCGUUGUACGCAUUUUGGAAUCCCAAUAAAACGUAUACCACGAGGACCUGGCUCGAUUUCUCGUUUCUUAGCGCUGGCAAGCGAGCCGUGAUACCAAAUGCCAUGUUUGGAUUUGUCGGAGACUCCGGUCUUGCCGACGCACGAAUCGUUCAGUCCACUCUUACUUCUCAAGAUAUUGCGGGGAGUUAUGCUCUGAAGUAUCUUAGGGUGAGCAAACCGUCCUCAAUUAGCGGCCUCGUGAAAGGUAUGCUGCAGAAGAGCAAGGAAGAACUAACUCUCGAAUUCGGCACUGCAACCAUCCAAAUCUGGGUUGAGCAGGACAAUGGAGAAGCAACAAGAAACGCGGCUUGUCAGACCUCCACUGCGUUCGAGGGAAGCCGCAGUGCCCGGGCAGCACGUAUGAUUGAGAGAGACAAACAAAAUACCCCAACCUGUCGAAUUGCCAUAUACCUCCAUGAACAAGGCUUCAUUUGUACGAUAAGAAUUGACGUCAAUUGGGUGCUGAAUUUAAAUGAGAAGGACAGCAAAGUUUUGCUCUUCAGACCACAUCCCUCAGAGCGAAAACGGCCCUUCUAUGCCUCGUGGAUUCGUCCAACGAAAGAAGAGGCUGACGCAGGCUACGCUGCCGGUGUACCACUGAGUCCGAAGGUGCUCCAGUACUACGAAGACCAUGAUUGUUUCAAGGCCGAGGAGUUCGAGUUGCAGUUCCUGAGCGGCGCCGAGCGAGAAAAAUUUCGAACCAAAUUUCUUGGAGUCAAGCAAAAAUGGCACCAAUUGUACCAAGGUUCAGAGAGUACAGCCCCAGUCAACCGUAUGCCAGAUCGGGCUGUUCGUGUACCUUCAGACAUCGGAAGUCCGCCGAUGCCCAAGAACAAGGCUGAACUUCUACCAACCACGAGUCCACGAAAUUCAGUAGUCGAAGCCAUAUCAAUAUCCAGCGCGAGUAACACUAGUAGCACGCAAAACUCCACACACGAAGAGUCAAACUUCAUACCUGUAGAUACAGCAAAACUCAUGGUUCCGAUGGACAACAUCCAGCGACGAACCAAUGGCCGACGAAGAAAAAUGCCAGAUCAUAAUUAA
Messenger RNA from Alternaria atra, 4026 nucleotides. RefSeq lists its product as uncharacterized. Gene Ontology annotation, molecular function: protein kinase activity; ATP binding. The transcript has 5 exons. The record is from RefSeq and is a predicted model, not a curated record. Bases 1 to 4026 code for a protein of 1341 amino acids. Lineage: Eukaryota; Fungi; Ascomycota; Dothideomycetes; Pleosporales; Pleosporaceae. Gene Ontology annotation, biological process: protein phosphorylation.